ACACUGGGCUCAGAUGCGCUUAGAGCGCACUGGAGUGUAGAUCAGGAAAAGGGAACGGGAUAGCUGGUAGCUAUAGUGGAUAGGAGUAAAACGUAAAUAAAUAGACUCCUAGGGCAAUAACCAACGUGGUUCUUCGGGAUAUCGCCAUCGGAGACAUUCCGGUCACCGUUGGCGGCCUGGCCAGAGUCCUGGUGGCAAUUUAAAGCUGUUCCUUCUUACAAAAGCGGCGUGCCGAGGGAGGACGCGUCUCUUUGAAUAGACAGGAUGCACGGACCGCCCUCCGGCGACAGCGCAUGCCCAUUGCGCCUCAUCAAGAGAGUGCAAUUCGGCAUCAUCAGCCCAGAUGAGCUUAAACGGAUGUCGGUCACUGAAGGGGGAAUUAAGUACCCCGAGACCACAGAAGGAGGACGUCCCAAACUCGGUGGGCUGAUGGACCCCAGACAAGGGGUCAUCGAACGAUCGGGAAGAUGUCAGACGUGUGCAGGUAACAUGACAGAAUGCCCGGGCCACUUCGGACACAUAGAGCUGGCAAAGCCGGUGUUCCACGUAGGCUUCAUCAACAAGAUCAUGAAGGUUCUCCGAUGUGUAUGCUACUCCUGCUCCAAGCUGCUGGUGGACACUAAUAACCCAAAGAUCAAAGACAUUCUGCAGAAGUCCAAGGGGCAGCCCAGGAAACGCCUGACCCAUGUGUAUGACCUAUGUAGAGGCAAGAACAUCUGCGAGGGUGGGGAGGAGAUGGACAACAAGUUUGGAGUGGAUCAGCAGGAGCAUGACAGUGAAGACAUCACCAAGGAGAAGGGUCACGGUGGCUGCGGGCGCUACCAGCCGAGUAUCCGCCGGUCAGGCCUGGAGCUGUACGCCGAAUGGAAGCAUGUAAACGAGGACUCGCAGGAGAAGAAGAUCCUGUUGAGCCCCGAGCGCGUCUACGAGAUCUUCAAGCGCAUCUCGGACGAGGAGGACAUCAUACUUGGCCUGGACCCCAAGUUUGCCCGGCCGGAGUGGAUGAUCGUGACGGUACUUCCUGUGCCGCCGCUGGCUGUCAGACCCGCGGUCGUCAUGCAGGGCUCAGCCCGUAACCAGGACGACUUGACGCACAAGCUGGCUGACAUCGUCAAGAUCAACAAUCAGCUGCGGCGUAACGAGCAGAGCGGCGCCGCGGCCCAUGUCAUUGCUGAAGAUGUGAAGCUGCUGCAGUUUCACGUGGCCACCAUGGUGGACAACGAACUGCCGGGUCUACCCAGGGCAAUGCAAAAAUCGGGGCGGCCGCUCAAAUCCCUCAAACAGCGUCUAAAGGGAAAGGAAGGGCGAGUCCGAGGUAACCUGAUGGGAAAACGUGUGGAUUUUUCUGCCCGAACCGUCAUCACCCCUGACCCCAAUCUCCAAAUCGACCAAGUGGGCGUGCCGCGUUCCAUUGCCGCCAACAUGACUUUCCCAGAGAUCGUCACGCCCUUUAACAUUGACAGGUUACAGGAGCUGGUUCGCAGAGGCAACAGCCAGUACCCGGGAGCCAAAUAUAUCAUCCGUGACAACGGGGACAGGAUUGACCUGCGGUUUCACCCGAAACCAAGCGACCUUCACCUCCAGAUUGGCUAUAAGGUGGAAAGACACAUGUGCGACGGUGACAUCAUCAUCUUCAACCGACAGCCUACGCUACACAAAAUGUCCAUGAUGGGGCACAGGGUCCGGAUUCUGCCCUGGUCCACCUUCCGGAUGAACCUCAGUGUCACCACACCGUACAAUGCCGACUUCGAUGGGGAUGAGAUGAACCUGCAUCUGCCCCAGUCCCUUGAGACGAGAGCUGAGAUCCAGGAGCUGGCCAUGGUGCCUCGCAUGAUCGUCACCCCCCAGUCCAACCGGCCUGUCAUGGGCAUCGUGCAGGACACCCUCACCGCCGUGCGCAAGUUCACCAAGAGGGACGUCUUCCUAGAGCGGGGUGACGUGAUGAACCUGCUGAUGUUCCUGUCUACGUGGGAUGGCAAGGUGCCUCAGCCGGCCAUCCUGAAGCCCCGGCCGCUGUGGACGGGCAAGCAGAUCUUCAGCCUCAUCAUCCCGGGCCACAUCAACGCCAUCCGAACGCACAGCACCCACCCAGAUGAGGAGGACAGUGGGCCCUACAAGCACAUCUCCCCCGGGGACACAAAGGUGAUAGUAGAGAACGGGGAGCUGAUCAUGGGCAUCCUGUGUAAGAAGUCGCUGGGUACCUCGGCCGGCUCCCUGGUCCACAUCUGCUUCCUGGAGAUGGGCCACGACGUCACCCGACUCUUCUACUCCAACAUCCAGACGGUGGUCAACAAUUGGCUGCUCAUUGAGGGUGCUUCUAUCGGUAUUGGUGACUCCAUUGCUGAUGCAAAGACAUACUUGGACAUCCAGAACACCAUCAAAAAGGCCAAACAGGAUGUGAUAGAGGUCAUUGAGAAGGCUCACAACAAUGAGCUGGAGCCCACCCCCGGUAACACGCUGAGGCAGACCUUUGAGAACCAGGUCAAUCGCAUCCUGAACGAUGCCCGUGACAAAACGGGCUCCUCCGCCCAGAAGUCCCUGUCUGAGUACAACAACUUCAAGUCCAUGGUGGUGGCCGGCUCCAAGGGUUCCAAGAUUAACAUCUCCCAGGUCAUUGCCGUGGUGGGUCAGCAGAACGUGGAGGGUAAGCGCAUUCCCUUCGGCUUCAAGCACCGCACGCUGCCCCACUUCAUCAAGGAUGAUUACGGCCCUGAGAGCAGAGGCUUUGUUGAGAACUCUUACCUGGCCGGCCUCACGCCCACUGAGUUUUUCUUCCACGCCAUGGGAGGCAGAGAGGGGCUUAUCGACACAGCUGUGAAGACCGCCGAGACUGGAUACAUCCAGCGGCGUCUGAUCAAGUCCAUGGAGUCCGUGAUGGUGAAGUACGACGCCACGGUGAGGAACUCCAUCAACCAGGUGGUGCAGCUGCGCUACGGGGAGGACGGCCUGGCCGGGGAGAGCGUGGAGUUCCAGAACAUGGCCACGCUGAAACCGUCCAACAAGGCCUUCGAGAAGAAGUUCAGAUUCGACUGCACCAACGAGCGGGCCCUGCGGCGCACCCUGCAGGAGGAGGUGGUGAAGGACGUGAUGACAAACGCCCGCGUGCAGAGCGCCCUGGAGAGGGAGUUUGAGAAGAUGAAGGAGGACAGAGAGAUCCUGAGGGCCAUCUUCCCCACCGGUGACAGCAAGGUGGUGCUGCCCUGCAAUCUUGCCAGAAUGAUCUGGAACGCCCAGAAGAUCUUCAGAAUCAACCCUCGCACCCCCACGGACCUCAACCCCCUCCGAGUGGUAGAGGGUGUCCAGGAGCUGAGUAAAAAGCUGGUGAUUGUGAACGGGGAGGAUCAUCUGAGCAGGCAGGCCCAGCAGAACGCCACGCUGCUCUUCAACAUCCACCUGCGCUCCACGCUCAGCUCCAGGCGCAUGACCGACGAGUUCCGACUCAGCACGGAGGCCUACGACUGGCUGCUGGGAGAGAUCGAGUCCAAGUUCAACCAGGCAAUUGCCCACCCGGGUGAGAUGGUGGGGGCGUUGGCCGCUCAGUCGCUGGGUGAGCCCGCCACCCAGAUGACCCUGAACACCUUCCACUACGCCGGUGUGUCGGCCAAGAACGUCACCCUGGGUGUACCCCGUCUUAAGGAGCUCAUCAACAUCUCUAAGAGGCCCAAGACCCCCUCUCUCACCGUCUUCCUGCUGGGCCAGGCGGCCCGCGACGCAGAGAGGGCCAAGGACAUCCUCUGUCGGCUGGAGCACACCACCCUCAGAAAGGUGACCGCCAACACAGCCAUCUACUACGACCCCAACCCCCAGAGCACCGUGGUGACGGAGGACCAGGAGUGGGUCAACGUCUACUACGAGAUGCCCGACUUCGACGUGACCCGCAUCUCCCCCUGGCUGCUCCGCAUCGAGCUCGACCGCAAGCACAUGACUGACCGCAAGCUGACCAUGGAGCAGAUCGCGGAGAAGAUAAACGCAGGGUUCGGCGACGACCUCAACUGUAUCUUCAACGACGACAACGCGGAGAAGCUGGUCCUGCGGAUCCGCAUCAUGAACAGCGACGAGAACAAGUUCCACGAGGACGAGGAGGUGGUGGACAAGAUGGACGACGACGUCUUCCUGAGGUGCAUCGAGUCCAACAUGCUGACGGACAUGACGCUGCAGGGCAUCGAGCAGAUCAGCAAGGUGUACAUGCACCUGCCGCAGACCGACAACAAGAAGAAGAUCAUCAUCACCGAGGAGGGCGAGUUCAAGGCCCUGCAGGAGUGGAUCCUGGAGACAGACGGCGUGGGCCUCAUGAGGGUCCUGAGCGAGAAGGACGUGGACCCCGUCAGGACCACCUCCAACGACAUCGUGGAGAUCUUCACGGUGCUGGGGAUCGAGGCUGUGCGGAAGGCCCUGGAGAGGGAGCUGAACCACGUCAUCUCCUUCGACGGCUCCUACGUCAACUACCGGCACCUGUCCCUGCUCUGUGACACCAUGACGUCCCGCGGCCACCUCAUGGCCAUCACGCGUCACGGCAUCAACCGGCAGGACACGGGGCCGCUCAUGAAGUGCUCCUUUGAGGAGACGGUGGACGUGCUGAUGGAGGCCUCGGCCCACGGGGAGAGCGACCCAAUGAAGGGCGUGUCUGAGAACAUCAUGCUUGGCCAGCUGGCCCCCUGCGGAACGGGCUGCUUCGACCUGCUGCUGGACGCAGAGAAGUGCAAAUACGGCAUGGAGAUCCCGACUAACAUCCCCGGCAUCAGUGUGGCUGGAGGACCCACCGGAAUGUUCUUUGGCUCGGCGCCGAGCCCCAUGAGUGGCAUGUCUCCCGCCAUGACCCCCUGGAACACCGGCGCCACCCCGGCCUACGGGGCCUGGUCCCCAAGCAUCGGUAGCGGGAUGACCCCCGGGGCAGCCGGCUUCUCCCCCAGUGCGGCGUCCGACGCCAGCGGCUUCUCUCCGGGCUAUUCCCCCGCCUGGUCGCCUACCCCUGGGUCUCCUGGGUCCCCGGGGCCAGCCAGCCCGUACAUCCCGUCCCCAGGAGGUGGGAUGUCUCCCAACUACUCCCCUACCUCCCCAGCCUAUGAGCCCCGCUCUCCUGGGGGAUACACCCCGCAAAGCCCAGGUUACUCCCCAACCUCCCCCUCCUACUCCCCAACCUCCCCCUCUUACUCCCCCACCAGCCCAAACUACAGCCCCACCUCACCCUCUUAUUCACCCACCUCCCCCAGCUACUCCCCCACCUCCCCCUCAUACUCCCCUACAUCUCCCAGUUACUCUCCCACUUCCCCCUCAUACUCUCCAACCUCCCCUUCCUACUCUCCAACCUCCCCUUCUUAUUCCCCGACCUCUCCCAGCUACAGCCCAACGUCCCCAAGCUACAGCCCAACAUCGCCGAGCUACUCCCCCACCUCCCCCUCUUACUCCCCCACCUCCCCCUCCUAUUCGCCCACGUCUCCCUCCUACUCGCCCACCUCACCCUCUUACUCCCCAACCUCCCCUUCUUACUCUCCAACGUCCCCAAGCUACAGCCCCUCUUCGCCUAACUACACCCCCACCUCCCCGAGUUACUCCCCGACCUCCCCUUCCUACUCGCCCACCUCCCCUUCCUACUCGCCCACCUCCCCGAACUACACCCCCACCAGCCCCAACUACUCCCCCACCUCCCCCUCCUACUCUCCCACCUCUCCAUCCUAUUCUCCCUCCAGCCCACGCUUCACUCCUCAGUCGCCCACCUACACCCCCAGCUCUCCCUCCUACAGCCCAAGCUCGCCGUCCUACUCCCCCACCUCUCCAAAAUACACCCCUACGUCCCCGUCUUACUCCCCCAGCUCGCCCGAGUACACCCCCACCUCGCCCAAAUACUCCCCCACCUCGCCCAAGUACUCCCCCACCUCGCCCAAGUACUCCCCCACCUCGCCCACCUACUCUCCGACGACCCCCAAGUACAGCCCCACCUCGCCCACCUACUCCCCCACCUCGCCCACCUACACCCCCACCAGCCCCAAAUACUCCCCCACCUCGCCCACCUACUCCCCGACGUCUCCAAAGUACUCGCCCACCUCCCCCACCUACUCGCCCACUAGCCCCAAAGGAUCCACCUACAGCCCAAUGUCUCCGAGCUACAGCAACCCCUCGCCCACCUACACCCUCAACAGCCCGGCCAUCAGCCCAGACGACAGUGAUGAAGAGAACAACUGAGGAGGCCAGGAGAUGGAGCGGGAGCUGAGGAGCUCCUCUUCCCAGCGCGAAGCCUGUGGACUGGGGCUGGAAAACUGAAGGACAGCCCCCUUUGCUUGGUGGUUUCAGCGGAAGGUCACAGCAAAGGAAAAAACCUUGGGGGAUCCCACUUGUGAAUUUUUUUAUUUCGGGGACCCACUUCCAAAUCUGUUUUUAGUUUCAAAGUUCAUUGGUUACAUAAACAUUAUAGACAAUGUUGUUGCAGGUGUAGCUAAAUGCUUGUGUCACGGCUACUAAAGAAUGCAGUCAUUUAAAUAAAGUAAUGAAAUAUUAAACAAGUCCACAUACAAGUACAACACAAAAUCUGCAAAAAAAAAAUACAAUCCCAAGUACUAAAUCAAGUGAACAGGAUAUGUAGAUCGACUUGUCGACCAGUGUACAUGGUACUGCAGAUUGGACCGAGUGUGUGUGUGUACGUAGAAAGUGUUUGUGUGUAAAACAGGCUUUACAGCGCAGAUCAGGGUGCAGGGAAGAUUUAAGGUCUAACAGGCCUGCAGAUAGAAGCCCACCCCCCAGGCCAUCUCUUGACCCUGGUUACCAUCUCUGUCUACCAAACGAUCGUGGGCCGAGCAACCAAACCAGGUGGUCGGUCAUCUGUGGAAAUUCACGAGGGUCCUCUGGGACACUCCCAAUUUCUUCAGCUGUCUGAGGUUGGAGAGAAGCUGUUGUGCCUUCUUCACCACAGUGUCGGUGUUUGUCGGACCAUUUCGGGUCCCAUCUGAUGUGUUUACAGAGGAACAUUGAGCUGUUGACCCCCCCCCCCCCCCCCCCCCCCCCCCCCCCCCCCCCCCCCAUGGAAGCCCCCGUGGUGGCGUUCUCUCUCCUACAUCCCCUGAAGUCCACAAUCGGCUUCAUUUUCUUUUCGUUGAGCGGAGAGGUCAUUUACUCCACCGCCCCUUGGAUUAUCAUCGCUGUUGGUGAUCAGCCACUGAUCAGCCACUUGUCACCACCAAGGGAGGGUAAUCCCGUCCCAUCAACCGCUGUGCCCCAGCCUCUUCCAAGUCAGGGGGGGAUGGCUCCUAAAAUGUGUUUACUACAAUUUGAGUUUGGAAGACUUUUGAAGUGUUUAGCCAGGAGAAAAGGGCUCCACCUUUGGACCAGACACACAAGAGUGGAGGUUGUUGUAAACUGUAAGACCACAUCAAGAAAAGCCUCCACCCGGGGAUCCUUUCUCUGGACGUCAGUGUUGGAUGUGGAGUUGUAGUAAUGAAGAGCGGGUAAUGCCAAAAGCCUUUGGAAAAAGCUACCGAUGUAUUGUGUUUAUCUACGUAAAAAGCAUUUAAGCUUCCGAAACUAAGGUUGAAGGUGAGCUGAUGUGUUGGAUUUUCUGUUUUUUUCCCUCUUAAAUAUAUAUUCCUGACACUUGUUUUUUUUUUUUGGGGGGGGGGGGGACGUAUCAGAAGACAGGCCAGAGUUGAGCUCACAGGAAAUUGAUGAGGCAAAUCCAAUUAAUAUCUGCAGUUCACAGUAAUUUAAACAGUGGUAGAAACAUUCAUUGUGUUCCUUGUGACAUUAUUCAGGGCUGCAUUUUAAGACCAUCUAGAAAAGGAUAGAGAUUUUAGUCAGUGGGCAAAAGAGACGUUUUGAAGUCACACUUUUCCGCCACCCACACAAUGUUCCAAAUCCUUUACCCUUUACCCCCCCCCCCCCCCCCCCAAGACAUGCCUGAAAGAUGUCAGAGACCUACCAGCAUCCCUUUGUCUUUCAGUUGAUGAGACUUCUGUACAGCAGCAAAAAAGCUGAGCCCCCCCCCCCCUUCAGCAAGCCACUUCUUUCCUAAAACACUGGGAAGUAUGAGGUUAAUGAAACACUUCAUAUUAUUACUAUCUAUUGAUUGUUAUUCUAUUGAUUUUGAUACUAUUUGCUACGAGGAGAGAAUGGAGAGUUUUAUAGGUGGACGAGGGAUACUGGUUUGUCGGCGUUGUUGCUUUUUGUUAUCGCUUAUGCAUGAAUAGCAACCUGGUAAUACAUUCUAGCGAUCCAGUUCUAGGUUGAACUUGUCUUAUUUGUUAUCCCUUACACCUUUUCUAUGAUCCUCGUUCCAUAUUUUAAUUAUUAGUCAAAUGAUUUCUCUAUCUGUUUAGCCUCACUUGUUCAGUUUAUUUAAGAAAAAAAAAGGAGUGUACUAUUGUGUAAGAAUCGAGAGAUGUAAUUCAAUGAUUUAAGUUUUCUUUCCUGUUUGACUUCGUAGGGGCUAUUUGCAAAAUGUAUGUGUUAAAGUACUGGAUGAAGGGAAGUCAGUUCAGCUUUGGGCCAAGAUCGCCCCACAUUCUUCUUCAGUUGUAAAAUGAAAAAAGUUGCAUGUAGUCAAUUUGAGGCUUCAUAACCUACUAUAAAUGUGUAUCCGCUUUGCGGCUCAAUGACGGUUCCAACAGAAGGUUUAGGCAGAUGCUGCACAGGCAUUCACAGCAUUCACUUCUGUGUAUUUCAGUUAUGCUAUUGAACACUGGGGGGUGAUGUUGACACUCUUGUGUUAGAAAACCUCAGUUUAAGUUCAGUGAAGGGGGAUGAGAGGUUUCAGAGCACUCUUGGCCUAUACUUUGCUCCACUACAUUAGUGUGACGGUGAAUCGUUGCGGCAUAAACAGACUUCACGUUUAAUACCAGAUCCUCUUCUACUUUACUGGGCCCUAGUUUGAUUAACGUAGGGAGGUGUUGCGUCCCCGUGUUUGGCUCAGGAUGAGGACGUGCUGUCUGACUUCUGAUUCUAACUGCUGGGUCUCCUGUCUCCCCUUAAUCCACAUGUGAUUCUGAUCGUUUCUGAAAUCAGUGUUUUAUUUUAUAAUUUUUUUUACCAGUGUAUGUACCUGUUAUUGGGAAUCGAGGGCUGGGAGGGCUGGGUGGGUGGUAGGUGAGGCCAGGAGUAAUAUUUGAAACUGGGAGUGCUGAGGGAUUGGAAUUCCACCCCUGAAGAAUUACAUGAUGGGACUGGAACUCUGACACAUUUGUUGGGAAUUAUUCUGGUUCGGGAACGUUUUUGGUACAACCCGCCGCCCGGCCUAACAUAUGUUGAGUGAUUUUGAAUUGACUGGACUGUACUGCCUGCGUUGGACACAGGUGUUUGCUAAACACAAGUCCAUGCAAUUGGUCUCUACCACCUUUUGCCGCAAGACGUGGGUCUUUAUCCACUACCGUCAUAUCCCAAUGAUUUACCUAAGUAGUCGAGUCAAUUCAAGAUGCCAGAACUCCCAGUGGUGUGAAAGUGUGUGUUUUGAGAGGUGUGAGUGUUGCAGAGACAGGGUUUUCUUGAGUUUGAGAAAAAACUGGGACAGGUUGUCAUGGUGAAAUGGAAGGUUUAAAUUAACAAAUUGCCACUGUAUAGAAAUCAAUCCAAUAUUUUGAUCUCUGCAUCUUUGUUUUUUGUUUUUGACUUGAGAAAAAUAAAAGUUUUACUACAGA
Esox lucius (northern pike) is the source of this 9617-nucleotide messenger RNA. It is a transcript of the gene polr2a, whose product is annotated as polymerase (RNA) II (DNA directed) polypeptide A. NCBI's taxonomy places the organism in Eukaryota, Metazoa, Chordata, Actinopteri, Esociformes, Esocidae. The record is from RefSeq and is a predicted model, not a curated record. The transcript is spliced from 28 exons. Bases 265 to 6180 code for a protein of 1971 amino acids. Gene Ontology annotation, biological process: transcription by RNA polymerase II. Gene Ontology annotation, molecular function: DNA binding. Gene Ontology annotation, cellular component: RNA polymerase II, core complex.